AGCUCUCUCUCCAGUUCAAAUUUCAUCUGAAACUCUGUUCCUCACAAGGCUGCAGUGCCUAUGACUCUCUCUCUCUCUCUGUCUCUGUCUCUGUCUCUCCACCCCCACUUCUCCUGCUCUCUCUUUCUCUCUCUCUCUCUCUUUCCACAGACAUGGCCCCCUGGCUCUCUUGGCCCAUCUCCCUCACCCUCAUCCUAGUCACUGGGAGCUGGGCCGAAAAGCAGGAGCAAGGCCAGGCCCCACUGGAACCAUAUGACCGUCUGUUCAGUGCUGCAGUGGAGGCAUAUUACCGCAACGACUGGCAAGGGGUCAUCAUCAACAUGGAACGGGCCCUGCAGAACCAAGUAAACCUGCGGCAGAUUAAGGUCCAUUGCUGGACCCACUGCAACAACAAGACAAGGUUUGCCAUCUCAAGCAGCGGGCAGGACUUCUUCUUCGACACUAAUUUCUUCAACACUGUGCUAAAGAAGGCCGACUGCCUGAAACAGUGUGAGGAAAACAAGCUGGGGCCUUACUCCAUGCAUCAGAUCUCUGAGGAGAUGCUGCUAGAGUUCCAGAAGAGGACCCCUUACAAUUACCUGCAAAUGGCAUAUUUCAAGAUUAAAAUGUUAGAUAAAGCUGUUGCUGCUGCUUACACCUUCUACGUGGUGAACCCGGAGCACCUGGAGAUGAGGCAGAAUCUGGAAUAUUACAAGAUGAUGGCUGGCGUGAAGGAUUCCGACUUCAGGGACUUGGAAGCCAAACCCCACAUGGAUGUUUUCCGCACAGGAGUCCGAUAUUACACAGACGAGCAGUUUGAACCAGCAAUUGAGUUUUUAGAAAAUGCUCUGGUGGAAUAUUUCAAGGCAGACAUGGAGUGUCGUGCUCUCUGUGAGGGCCCAUACAACUUUGAUGGUUACAGUUACAUGGAAUACAAUGCAGACCUGUUUCAGGCUAUAACAGAUCACUACAUUCAGGUGCUCAACUGCAAACAGAACUGUGUGACAGAGCUGGCGAGUCGGCCUGACAGAGAAACACCCAUCGAUGACUUCCUGCCUUCCCAUUUUGACUACCUUCAAUUUGCAUAUUACAACACUGAAGACUACUCCAAGGCUAUUGAAUGUGCCAAAACCUAUUUGCUUUUCUACCCCAAUGACGAAGUAAUGAACCAGAACCUACAGUAUUACCAGGCAGUACUGGGAGAAGAACAGGCCGCAUCUCUUGGCCACAGAGAGAAUAUCCAGGUGUACAUCAACAACUCAUUGCUGGAGAAGGAGCUGCUGUAUUUUGCCAAUGAGAUCUUUGGUAUUACCUUUAUAGAUCCGGACAAGUGGACGCCUGAGGACGUGAUGCCAGUUAAACUCAAAGAGAAGCAAAAGGUGGAACGAGAGACUGCAGCUCGCAUCAGCAAAGAAAUUGGAAACCUGAUGAAAGAGAUUGAACACCUGGUUGAUGAGAAAACCAAGGAAUCAUCUGAGAUUGUGAAGAUGGUGAGAGAAGGGGGCCCUUUGCUCUAUAAUGAAGUCAAGGUUUCAAUGAACGCAAAAGUUUUGAAUGGAACUCAGAGGGUGGUGCUUGAUGGUGUGAUCACAGAGAAGGAAUGUGAGGAACUACGUUAUCUCUCCAAUGCUGCUGCGUCAAUGGGUGAUGGUUACCAAGGGAAACCUUCUCCUCAUACACCAAAUGAGCGAUUCCAGGGAGUGACAGUUCUCAAAGCACUGAAGCUCAGUCAGCAAGGCAGGAUCUCACUGAAAACAUCGAAGCUGUUUUAUGAUGUCAGUGAAAAAACCCGCAGGAUCCUUGAGUCUUACUUCAGACUGGAAAACCCCCUGUACUUCUCCUAUUCACACCUCGUCUGUCGGACUGCAGUGGAAGGAACCCAGAGCAAUCGUGAUGAUCUGAGCCACUCAGUCCAUGUUGAUAACUGCAUCCUAAACGCCGAAGCUUUGGAAUGUCGGAAAGAACAUCCUGCCUACACUGAGCGGGAUUACAGUGCCAUUCUGUAUCUAAACCAUGAUUUUGAAGGCGGAGACUUCAUAUUCACAGAAAUUGAUGCAAAAAAUAUUACAGCGAAGGUGAAGCCCAGGUGUGGCCGUGUGGUGGGUUUCUCCUCGGGCACAGAGAACCCACAUGGAGUCCAGGCUGUGACCAAAGGACAGCGGUGUGCGGUGGCACUCUGGUUCACGUUGGACCCCCGGCAUAAGGAGCGGGAGAGAAUCGCGGCUGAUGAUUUGGUGAAGAUGUUGUUCGGGGCCGAAGAGGAGCUGCAGCACGAUGAAGAUGUCCUCAGUGCCCCGGGGUCCGAAGACGCACCAACUGAGGCCUCGCCCGUCCAGUCUGCCCCCGAGCCACCCACUGCAGCAGCGUCAGAGCUGGAACAGAAGGAGGAACAGACACCCGUCUCCGAAUCCUCCACAAUAAACACACUAGACUCCACUCCAGGGACAACAGCUCCUACCUUAGAUCAGAAAGACCAAGCCAUUCCGAACAUAGCCCCUGAGAAACAGGAAUUGUAAUGUAACUUACAAAGACUCACAUUGGGGCUGCACCAUGCAGUUCCCUGUGUUUUGCUCCUUUUUCAGUCGCUCGCAGUUAUGGUCAUCCACUUCUGGGCCUGAGAAACUGAGAAACCCAAUACCUCAUCCUGUUUUCUCUUCCCCCUGACAGUCCCAGAGCAUGACAUCUUCUGCUUUUGACCUGCCUGCAUUGUCACAUCUUGCCUACACUUCCAACCCUUCAGGUUUGGAGUCUUGCCCACCCACACAGCAAUAGUCUGCAAAUGUUCCUGUGUGAAUAGUUGAAGUCUCUGAUCUUUAGCGCACAAAUGCGACAACAAACAAAAAUGUAAAUGUUGUCCAACCUCAACUGUCUGGGCUACUGGCACUCAGUAUCGUGAACUGGAUCCGCUCCAGUUUCUGCAGUGUUCACACAUUUUUUUAAGGUAGUACAUUUGUGAAAGAAAAAUGGCUUCACUGUUGUCACUCAAAGCAUUCGUAGACAACAUCAUUUAAAGAGGGUAGAUAGUGACUGUAUUCACUUGUAUUCCUCUGUGCUUUACAGGGGUAUGUGUAUCGCGGAACACUCUGGUUCUGUUACUUCUAAUUCCUCAAUGCUAUGUACACUGUCACUCAGGCACGUUCACUCAUACAGUCAGAUUUAAACAGCGAUUAUCUCAUAGCAAAUAAAAACCGAACGAACUGCGGAUGCUGUAAGUCAGUAAACAAAACAGAAAUUACUGGUAAAGUUCAGCAGAUCUGGCAGCAUCUGUGAAGGAGCAAACAGAGGUAAUGUUUCGGGUCCGGUGUCCCUUCUUCAGAACAGUUCUGAGGAAGGGUCACCGGAUCCAAAACGUAAACUCUGUUUUUCCCUUCACAGAUGCUGCCAGACCUGCUGAGCUUUUCCAGCAAUUUCUGUUUUGUUUCAUUAUCUAGUAGCAGUUAGGAAGCAGAAUUCUCAAAGAUGUUCCUACCUAGGGAGGCAAAUAUAACACUAAGAGAAUCUCUCCUGGAGAGAUCAGAUAAUGCAGCACAGGCUCCAGGUUUGACCUUGAACUAUCCAUGCUCACAGGUCAAUGCUUUCCCCUGCUGAGCCAGUAGGAGGAUUCCUGACCUGAAUUCAUUUCCAGUGAAACGGAAACCUCUGACUGUGAUGAUCUAGUAAGAACCUGGAAAGACUUCAUUGUAGCAACAAGCUGCCUGUAGGUAAGUGCUAAGUGGAGAAUGCUCCACGCCAUUCAUGCUACACUCCAUGUCACAGACAAACUUUGAAUGCCCACUCCCAUGAAUUUCUAUAACGUUUCAAGUUGCCAGUGCUCUCGGCGUUCUCAUUCACCCACUCAAUAAAAACCAACAGUGGUUAACAUCUCCUUUUCCAAAACUCCUGGACCACCUCGUGCCUGAGAGGUAGAAGUGAAAAUCUGAGUGAGUUUUCCAAGGGACAGAUUGUGGAUUAGGCUGACACCAGGCUCUGUAUUUCCUGAUGUAUCCCAGUAGUGGGACCUAGGUGUUUAUCAAUGGUGCUAUUUCUAUUGUCAGUGUUCCUUUAACAGCCAGUAUUAAUACCACACGCCCAGUCAGUUUGUCCCAUAUAUGCCUUUUUUUUGGAUUUACAGAAUUUGUUUAAUGUUUGAUGGUAUUGUUGAUUGCCACAGGUACACAUUUGUGUGACCCAAAAUAUGUCUUCAAUGCUCUUCUUAGACUAGUCUUCCAGAAAUCUGCAACAAGUAACUCACCUCCUGAUUCCCCAAAUCCUGUCCGCCCUCUCUAAGCACAAGUCAGGAGUGUGAUGGAAUACUCCCCACUUGCCUGGAUGGGUGCAGCUCCAACAACACUCAAGACUCUUGACAGCAUCCAAGACGAAGCAUCCCGCUUGAUUGGCACAUUAUCCAACUCUUUGACCCUUUCCAUUGCCAACAUAUACUGUAGUGCCAACAGUGUAUGAUUCACAUGAUGCCCUGCAGAAAUUCACCAAGCCUCCUUGACAGCACCUCCAAAACCUGUGACCUUUACCACCUAAAUGGGCAGCAGAGACAUGGGAACACCAUGAUCCUAAAGUUCCCUUUCAGGCUACUCACCAUCCAGGCAUGGAAAUUUCUCUUCAUUCACUGUCCUGGAAAAUCCUGCAAGUCCCUUUUUAAUAGAACUGUUGGGAUAUCUACACAGUCUGGAUGGCAGCGGUUUAAGAAAGCAGCUCACUGUCUUUUCAAGGGGUAAUUAGGGAUGGGCAAUAAAUGCUGGCUUAGGCAGUAAUGCUUACAUCCUACAAAUGAAUUUUUAAAAAUCAUUGUUUAGAGGAUACAGUGCUGUUUCCAAGUCCGUAGACACCCAAAGGGUUAAAAAUUGACCUUGCAGCAUCUACCAAAAGCUUUGUAUUCCUUGGGGCCCCAAGUACAAGUGCAACAUAGAGGUAAGUAGGGUUGGUAAUGAUGGUCUCUGUCUAUUGAGCAGGCUUCAUUGUCAUGGUCCUGAGGGUGAAUGAUUUUGCAGACAUGAGGGAUAACAUGGAAUUUAACAAUGCAUCAAGUUUUCUCAAAUUUGUUAUCCAUUAUGAAAGUAACCCACAUAAUUCCAAAACAAGGUAGAGUUCCAGCAGCGUGUUCCACUGGGUGUAGAUAUCAGGCUGCAGGUGUUCACCAGCCUGGUAUCUCCCAGCAAUAGGAUAUUUCUCACACUGCCUUAGCUGAAUAUAGAAAACAUGUCAACAUUCGCUUGACCAGCUCUGUGCUGCUGUCCCUCAACGCCCCUGUUCCGAUGGCCUUAUUUAUACUAAGUUUGGUUUUCAGUAACACCAAGUCAGACACUAGUCUUUUAUUUUAAAUCUAAAUAUUUCAAUGUUCAGGUACAUACCGUCAAGCUUUUUGGUGCUGAACACUUCGUGGAGUUUUAUCCACAAAUAAAUUGUACUAUUUUCAUUG
Stegostoma tigrinum is the source of this 5392-nucleotide messenger RNA. It is a transcript of the gene p3h1, whose product is annotated as prolyl 3-hydroxylase 1. Lineage: Eukaryota; Metazoa; Chordata; Chondrichthyes; Orectolobiformes; Stegostomatidae. The transcript has 15 exons. Gene Ontology annotation, biological process: collagen metabolic process. The record is from RefSeq and is a predicted model, not a curated record. Bases 153 to 2495 code for a protein of 780 amino acids. Gene Ontology annotation, cellular component: endoplasmic reticulum. Gene Ontology annotation, molecular function: iron ion binding; L-ascorbic acid binding; protein binding.